Molecule: messenger RNA, 3080 nt
Organism: Limulus polyphemus (Atlantic horseshoe crab)
Lineage: Eukaryota; Metazoa; Arthropoda; Merostomata; Xiphosura; Limulidae
Product: protein DEK-like
Exons: 12
Coding region: 57-1310 (417 amino acids)
Biological process (GO): chromatin organization; regulation of double-strand break repair
Cellular component (GO): nucleus
Molecular function (GO): histone binding; DNA binding
Source: RefSeq, a predicted model, not a curated record
GGUUUUAUAUCGGCUACAUUUUUACCCGCCAUUUUGAACAACGCCGUAUUGGAAAGAUGUCUGACUCAGAAAUUGAAACGAAGAAAUUAGAGAUAGAAGUUGAAGAUGGUGAUAAAAAAAAAGAAAUGAACCUUAUGGAUGGAAAAAACAAAAAAGGAAGUAAAGAAAACAAUAAAAAGAUCAGUUCACUCAUAAAGUCAAGCCCAAAAAAAGAAGCUGAAGAACAAGAGAAUGAUGGUGAUGAAGACAGUGAUGAUGCUGAAGAACAUGCAUCAGAAGAAGAUGGUGGAACAAAAUUGGGACUCUUUGAUCAGCCACUCGAGAUAUCAGGAAGCAGAGAGAGAAAGAAAGUCCAACGCUUAGAGCUUGCCUUUGCCAUUCCAAGUAAGGAAAAACCUGAAAUUCCUGAAGGGAAAGGACAAAAAUUGGGAGACUGUCCUCGUAUUGAAUUUCAACUUCAGAAGCAGAAAGCAGAUGACUUAAAGCUGUUACACAAGUUUCUUUUUAACCGGCCCGGCUCGGUAUCAGAGAUUAAGAAAAACAUCAGGAAGUUUAAUGGUUUUCCAUUCACAAAAGAUUCUCCUGAGUUUGAGAGAAAAAAAGCUAAGCUUGAAAAGCCUACCAUAGCCAUGUUGAAGCACAUGUGUGAGACGUUAGACAUAGAGAGAAGUGGAACCAAAGAAGAACUGAUUGAAAGGCUCAUGACAUUUUUAAUGAAGCCAGCUGCAACAGGAAAAGCAACUCCAAGACCAAAACGAAGGUCAUCAUCUAAAGGAAAAGGAAGGAGCAACAAAGGAGAGAAAAGGAAGAGGAAAACAACUAGGAGAGGAAGUAAGUCCACAAAGACAAAAAAGAAGAGUGGAGAUAGUGAAGCAGAAACUUCUGAAGAGGAAGAAGAAGAGGAACAUGAGUCAGAGAAUGAAUCUGAAGAGGAAUCAGAACAAGAGGAGAAAAAGAAACCUGAAAAGAAAUUGAAUGCAGAAAACAAGCCAAAGGCCAAGAAGAAAGAAGAAACUUCUGAUGAAGAGAAAAUUAAAUCUUCUGUUAAGAAACCAGUAAAGAACAAAAAGUUAGCUGAUGCUUCUUCUGAAGAUGAAAGUUCUGAUGAUGAGCCACUGGUAAAAAAAGCAAAGAAGCCACCAACAGAGGCAGAAAUUAAACAGAUGAUCAAAAAGAUUUUGGAUGGUGCCAACUUAGAAGAAAUCACAAUGAAGAAAGUUAUAAAGCAGGUGUCGGAUGAAUAUCCAGAGUUUGACCUCAGUGAGAAAAAAGACUUUAUUAAAUCUACUGUCAGAUCGCUCAUUUCCUGAUUUCUUCGUGGGCAUGUUCGUACUUCUUGCACCAUCAUCAGCCAACAGUCGUGACCAGAUAAAAAACUUGGAAAGGGCUGAUUGUCUUGGAUGAGCUACUAAAAUAACAAAAGAAUAAUAAAGAAAAUUUUGAGAACCCACUUCAUUAGGAAACCGUUUUUAUAAAAGUUUCAUCUUCCCAUAUUUUUAAUUUGUCAAUAAAUUCAUGGAAGACUAGUGCCAUCUAGUGAGCAUUUUGGAACACUUUUCAUGUGUAUAAAAUCAUCUGAAGUUUUAUGGCUUGGGCGAAAAGUGGGUUUAUAUUGUGGCAAGAUUUAAAAGCAGAACUUGUUUUAUUUGCAGAAUGAGUAUUAGAAAAUUAAACGUUUGGUUCUAUUUCUUAAGUAAACUAUAAAACCAGUUUGUAACCUCAGUUUGACAGCUUAAAUGGCUCUGAAGUUUGUGAAUGAAUGUUGUUGAGUGAGUUACAAGAAAAUCUUUAAUAUUGUAUUAAGUGUCAUGGUUAAUAAAUUUAGAAGCUUGGAUGGAAAUGGAACUGAAAACAUCCAUCAUAAAGUUGAAAAAAAUAUGACCAAUAGCCUGUAGUCACUGUCUGAUACUUCUAUGUGAGGAAUAGGAAGAAAAACCUUGAUAUACCAACUGUUUUAAAUUACUGAUACAAAAACAUGUGAAAUUACUUGAACAUUUAGGGGGGGGAAAUAGGUAAUUGAAUUUGUGUAACAUGGUAAUUUUUGAAAGAAUUGUACGAUUUGUAAAUAUUUUCAGUACUUUAUUUUUACAUAUCGUGGUGUCUGGUGGGAGUUGCAUUAUUUUUUUAAUGGUUCACAUGAACAUUUACGAAGUGGCAAUUUUUAUUAAUUUCUGUUCAAAGCAAUCUACCUUCAUAGGUUAGAACUAACAAUCAACCCAGUAACGAGUAUAGCUAUUUUAAUAUUCUGUUCUUUCAUUAAUUCAAUAUCCUUGCUGUUAGUGACAUUUUUGUCCAUAAACCUAUUAAUAUCUCACGAGAUUUGGCCAGCUUACAUGAUUUAAUUUUUAUAGCAAAGAGUGUAAUUGUCAAUUUGUUUAUUCUAAUAUUCUGUAUUUGAAUUGUUUUAAUGAUUUGUAGAUGAAGCAAAAAACUCUGGCUAUGGAUAUUUUUAUAUUGACACUGGUAUAACAUCCAAUUUUCAACUGUUCUUGCAAAGGGUCGUGAUUAAUGAUAGUCUAUUUAUUAUUAAAUGUUUCAUUGUUCUAGCAAAUUGUGUUAGUAAAAUGUAUCUAAUUAUGCCAGCAUUUUUUUCUAAUUGUCAAAGUCUAUAAAUAAAUUCUCAUGUAUUUCAAAAUAACCUCUUUAAAAAUACAGUGUGUCUAUUUUUCAUACAAGUUGAUAGUAAUGAUGUGUCUUAUCUUGGAAUUAACCCCUCCCCCUAACCACAAAAAGGGAUAAACCUUUUCCUCACUAGAACUUAAGACAAAUUGAUAUUUGUGGUCUUAAUGUAUUGGUGAUUUAAAAGAAUGUUGAUGAAACUAGUGUGUACUGGAGAUCUUUUUAAUAAGAAAACUUGUAGCUGUAUCACAGCGAGUUCAACUUUAAGAGUUUCACAAGUCAAUUUUGAAAGAAAUGUUGACACAUCUGCUUGAAACUGUUGUACAAUAUAUCUUCCUUGGUUAGGGCUUAACCAGCCUUCUCAGUUUCACUGUCUUUUGUUGGCUGAAUCGCUCAUUUUUUUAUCUUUUAAAAUUGUAAGGAUUCAGUGGGUUUAUAAUAAAAUCAUCUGAUGUAGCACA